UCAGCAAAACUCAAGAGUAGAAAAGGUGUUGUGUGAAUUGACAAGUUUCACAGAGAUGGCUUUCAGAUUCAGCUUGAAACCUUGCGUUGUUGUUCUGUAUGUGUUCUUGAUAAGUUACUCGGUGUUGGUUAGGGAUGUUGAUGCAGCUGGAGAGUGUGGGAGGACCCCGAUUAGGUCUGCUGCUGCAAGCUUGAGCCCAUGCUUAGGUGCGGCUGGGAAUGCCAAGGCAAAAGUUCCACCUGCUUGCUGCUCCAAGGUUGCUGCCUUACUCAAGACUUCUCCAAAGUGCCUUUGCGCCAUUUUGCUAUCACCAUUGGCAAAGCAGGCGGGAAUCAAGCCUGGGAUUGCCAUUGGUAUUCCAAAACGGUGCAACAUUAGGAACAGACAAGCUGGGAAAAAAUGUGGAAGUUACACAGUCCCAUAAGCAACCAACCAUAUACGAGAAGAAUUGGCUAUCUCAGUGCAUACCACUGUUUUAGUAGGGAGUGCCAAUUAAUAAAUGAAGUACUGCUAAAUGGUUUCUUGCUGAUUGACCCAUCCAUGCUGUACUUGAUGUAUUCUUAUGUAAUCUCGACAACUUCUGUUGGAUCUCCAUGUUACUUGACCAUGUGCUCUUUUUAUGUUCACUCUAUAUCAUAUAAGUAUUUUGCAAAAACAU
Messenger RNA from Theobroma umbraticum, 658 nucleotides. RefSeq names its product Bifunctional inhibitor/lipid-transfer protein/seed storage 2S albumin superfamily protein. Gene Ontology annotation, molecular function: fatty acid binding. Gene Ontology annotation, biological process: systemic acquired resistance. The record is from RefSeq and is a predicted model, not a curated record. Lineage: Eukaryota; Viridiplantae; Streptophyta; Magnoliopsida; Malvales; Malvaceae.